This is a messenger RNA of Amoebophrya sp. A25, 3337 nucleotides long. Lineage: Eukaryota; Dinophyceae; Syndiniales; Amoebophryaceae. The record is from the annotation of a GenBank genome assembly.
UCCUGAUAGUGCCGUUCGGGCUCUUUGCAAAAAACACUUGGUCCUGCUGUUUGCCAGCUUUCUGGCGCAUCUAGGCCACAGCAAUAGCGGUGGCGGUGGGCGGAUGGGAUCAGAGGGAUCGAGCAGUGUGCUCGACGUGGAUUCAACCGCAGCCACACAGCGAGGGAGAAACUACAGUGGUAGCAGUCUAGAUCUGAUUUCUCCUGCCGUGGACAAGGAGGAUGAUGUGCAAACAUUGUUGUGGGCUCUUCAAAGGGUGCUCGCUGCUGCAGGCAAGGAGUCGAUGAUUCUUGCUCUGCAACGCCACUGCGAGAACCUCGACCCAAUAAAUCCAGGCGGUUCGGCGGAGGCUUCUGAUGUGCCAGAGCCCCAAAAGACUACAGCGAAAAAAAGCGCGGCACCAGUAGAAAAGCAAGGCUGCACAAUAGCGCGGCCGCGGGAACGUGAGACAGAAAAUUCUGUGAAAGCGGUCCUGGCGGCAUCGACUAUGCGAACUUUUUACGUGGAUGCAUUUUUGACGCUGACCUCAACGGGCAGCGACGCUGCAGGAAGUCUGCUAAGCCAAGUAGACUGGCUCGAUAACGCCCCAGGCGUCCCAGCCGUCUCUGUUGAUGCUAUCCCACCACUUACGACGCUGUUCGCUGCGCAUCAUCCAUUUGAAAUCCGCGCUCUCUUGAAGUGCUUCAGCCCGGCUCUUAAAACGAUACGACCAGGGAACACAGACGAGGAAGCCAAAACGGGCAACACUGUUGCCUCAUCUGAAGUCCAGGGGAAGGGAAUAGCAGUCACCGUGCUUGGAGCAUUGCUGGCGUCCACGCUGACAAGGUCGCGUCGACUCGAUCUGUCGGCAAGCGACACGGCGGAUAUGGCGGAGGCGGACGCAGAAGAAAUAGCGCAACUACGAGAUCUCUACUCUUUUUGUGCCAAGUAUCUGGUACCGCUGAGUCAGUCUUGUUUUGCGCAACGAGAUGGACUCACCUCCGCGACUGCGGAUGGUGUUGAUCCGUUGAAGUUCGCGUCAGGUCAGCACUCAGCGCAUGCAAACGGAAUGAUGUUGGAACAAUCUAGUUUGGAGGAAACUUUUGCUCAAAAGAAAACUAGCAGCAGGGAACCGUCUUUCAUUUUGCAACGGCAAUGCCUACGGGCCCUCAGUGCCUUCUUUCUCGUCUUACGCGAGCACGCAGACGUGCAAGUCGACAAUCUUUUCUCCGGCUUCGCUACCGCUGACUGCUUUUCUGUUCUUCAUUUAGCAUUAUUGCCAGAGCAUGGGGCCCUAGUGUUAGAUGCCACCGACGCAUUAGCGCGGUUUCUUUCAGCUUUGGCCGCCCAAGUGCGGAGCGCGGAGUGCGUGGAAGCAACGCUCUAUCCUUCGGGAACUAGUACCCCGCGCAGUGGAAGAGCGGGACGAGGCGAGUUAUCCCCUCGUAACAGAAAUAGAGGUCAGGAGGAAGAAAAGAAGGGGAAUACAGCUACCAAUCAUAAUCCGCUUUACCAAGAUUUGAAUACUCUUUACGGCACAGCAGAAAGCGUCGAUUUUCUCGACCAAGUUAUGAGCGGAAAGAAAAAAGGUGGAAAAAGGGCGCUCAGUAAGGAGCUCGAUAUCAUUGACGCAAACCUAUUGCACGGCAGCACAGCGAAGGCUGAUAGCGCACUAGGGCUGAAUCACGAACAACGCGUAGCUGUAAAGAGCAUGUCGCAGUGGCUUCGAGGCUGCCUCGAAAAUUUGGGUCCUUUGAUAGAUCGUUCGGAUGUCAGGGCGCGGGCACGCGCGCUAGACCUGGUGGCUGGUAUUUGUGACUAUCUCAUCGCAAGGAGAAAGCAGAUUGGGCCUUCUGCGUCAGAACUACCCACGUCAAAGAUGAAUGAAGACUGUAGCCAGGAACUGGCAACGCUAGUCCGGAUCUGGAGCAUCCGGUGUUGCAUUCUCCUGGACGAUUCAGCGACGAUGUCACGAGCGGCCGCAGUGCAAUGCUUUGACCGGUGUCGCGCGUAUCUCAGCCUAGAUGCGAAUGAAAAUCGAGUAGAUUGCAUAGCUUUAUGGAAUUGUAGGGAUCUCGUAGAGCAUUCAGAGCGGUUCGUUGCCCCUCAUAUGUUGGAAAUGUACACGGCUUUGUGCAGCUUGUCGGCAAGCGCUAGCGCGAGUGCUCCUUCACGCGAAGCAGCGUCCACAGCUGUUGCAAUGGCGAGUACCCCUUCCCGAAGUAAUGGGACCUUCGGCGGGUCAUCCCGUAGUCCUGUCAGCCAAGACCUCGACGACCUUUUUGCACCAGCUCCGAAGCGCGGGAAUGAUGACGUCUUUGCUCCCGCCAAUCAGAUUGACCAACGGGGACCACAAGGCAAGCAGGACGUCGCUGCGGUCUCAGCAUCUCCUGAGAGGAAACGGGAGCCGCAGCAGAAGGAUCCAAUUAGUUUAGUCGCAGAGAUGAGUGAGCAUUUGAAAUUGUGCAGACAACAUUUGCAGAUCGUGUCGUCAGAGAAAACGAAGGGCUCUACAAAAAAUCAAGAAAUCACCGCCGACUGGAAAGCAAGCUCAGAGGCCUACCACCUACCUCCGUCUGCGGCUUACUGCGCACUUCUCACAUUAGAGGCAGCAGGGGCCUUACUCUCGUCGGGAAAAGUUCAGCAGGAGGUAGAAGAGAUUCGAAGUCUAUGCGAGCAACAAGCAGCACAAAUUUGCCAGAUGCUCUUACAACUUGCGACACGGAGCCAUGUUCCCGUUCGCACUAGAAUACUUGCAGUGCUGGGCUGGUUCCUCGAGAAAUCUUGAUGCUAAAAGAUGCGUACGCCAUAGCAAUCUUCACAAUUACUUAUUCUGUCAUAAUAAAAGAAUUGAUAUUAAGUUCAUGAUUUUUGAUUUUGAUUGUGAUUCGUGAAUCCUUACACAGAUUUUUUCCCUCCAUUAUUCUAGUUAUCAUACAAUGCAGAUCAUUAAUAACAUAUUACGACGCUAAUUGAAGGAAGAUCGAUGGCAAGCAGGUACCUUCCGAGAAGCUGAAUACUUUCAUGAAAAUUCCAAAACAGUUAAAUACUUGUUGUUCACGUCGUGUUUCUAGUCAAAGCACAAUCACAUGAGCAGGGACUGGAUGCGAAGUAGCCCAAAGAAGGCCGCUUGUGCUAGCGCAUCACGUCAACAAUGUAGGGCGUCCUUAAUGGCAGCAGCUGUCCUGCCUGAAAGACGUCACCUUCACCUUAUAAUUCCAACGCAAAUCAUGUAAGCGCAGAAGUUAAGGUGAACUCUCUCUGCGAAAAAUUUCACGUUAUAUUGCGCAACAUGCAGGAAAAGCAUGGGACUGUUGGCCCUCCAUCUAAUUCAUGAUAACGCUUUCUGCUUGCAGGU